Peromyscus eremicus (cactus mouse) is the source of this 1094-nucleotide messenger RNA. RefSeq names its product NALCN channel auxiliary factor 1 (gene Nalf1). Gene Ontology annotation, biological process: calcium ion import across plasma membrane. The record is from RefSeq and is a predicted model, not a curated record. Gene Ontology annotation, molecular function: stretch-activated, monoatomic cation-selective, calcium channel activity. NCBI's taxonomy places the organism in Eukaryota, Metazoa, Chordata, Mammalia, Rodentia, Cricetidae. Gene Ontology annotation, cellular component: plasma membrane. The coding region runs from base 66 to 1094 and encodes 342 amino acids. The transcript has 2 exons.
AUUGUGGUGACACCGGCACAGGAGCCCUCACGGUGGAGUCGGCCAGGGCUGUGCGUUCCCAAAAUAUGACCAGGGGUGCUUGGAUGUGUCGGCAGUAUGACGACGGCUUAAAAAUCUGGUUGGCAGCACCCCGGGAGAACGAGAAACCGUUCAUCGAUUCAGAGCGGGCUCAGAAAUGGCGACUGUCUCUGGCUUCUCUCUUGUUUUUCACAGUCCUGCUCUCUGAUCACUUGUGGUUCUGCGCCGAGGCCAAGCUGACCCGGACCCGGGACAAAGAGCAUCACCAACAGCAGCAGCAGCAGCAGCAGCAACAGCAGCAACAGCAGCAGCAGCAGCAACAGCAGCAGCAGCAGCGACAGCAGGAGCCCUCCUGGCCCGCGCUCCUGGCCAGCAUGGGGGAGUCCUCGCCCGCCGCCCAGGCACACAGACUCCUCUCCGCCUCCUCGUCCCCCACCCUGCCCCCCUCCCCGGGAGGCGGCGGCGGCGGCGGCGGCGGCAGCAAGGGCAACCGAGGCAAGAACAACCGGAGCAGGGCUCUUUUUCUAGGAAACUCUGCCAAGCCGGUGUGGCGCCUGGAGACUUGUUACCCUCAGGGCGCCUCCACCGGCCAGUGCUUCACCGUGGAGAGCGCGGACUCCGUGUGCGCCAGGAACUGGAGUCGGGGGGCGGCCGCGGGGGAGGAGCAGUCGUCCAGGGGCUCUCGGCCAACUCCCCUGUGGAACUUGUCGGAUUUUUACCUUUCGUUUUGUAAUUCCUACACACUUUGGGAGUUGUUUUCGGGGCUGUCCAGUCCCAGCACUUUGAACUGCAGUUUGGACGUGGUGCUCACGGAGGGCGGUGAGAUGACCACGUGUAGACAGUGCAUCGAAGCUUACCAGGACUACGACCACCACGCUCAGGAGAAGUACGAAGAGUUUGAAAGUGUGCUGCAUAAGUACUUACAGUCGGAUGAGUACUCGGUGAAAUCGUGUCCUGAGGACUGCAAGGUAGGGGCCGUGGGUUCCUUUCCCCUCUACUGUGACUUUUCGUCGGUUUCAUUUGUUUAUCGGGCUGGGGUUGUUACAAGUUUAACCACGGUUUAUCUGGCUGUAUGA